This is a messenger RNA of Pomacea canaliculata, 1161 nucleotides long. RefSeq lists its product as uncharacterized. The transcript has 5 exons. The coding region runs from base 135 to 1052 and encodes 305 amino acids. NCBI's taxonomy places the organism in Eukaryota, Metazoa, Mollusca, Gastropoda, Architaenioglossa, Ampullariidae. Gene Ontology annotation, cellular component: extracellular region. Gene Ontology annotation, molecular function: chitin binding; metal ion binding. The record is from RefSeq and is a predicted model, not a curated record.
GUGAAAGUAUCAGGUGCGUGCGAACUGUCCUCAGUCGUCAAACUGUCCUCCACCAGUCAAUAGAAGACUUCUGUCUCUCCAAACCGUCUGUUUGCAAGGAUUAUCACAGUCCACAAGCUGGGAAGUCGUCCACGAUGUCGCUGUCAUCGCCUUCUGUCAAGGUCUGGGUGCUUCUCGUCGUCGUCUCUGUGACACGAGGUCAGACCGUGACCCCUCCCUGCACGACUCUCAACCAGGUGAUGUCACAUCCCACGGACUGCAGGCGCUACAUAGAGUGUGUCAAUGGUCAGCCGUCUGACCGACCCUGUCCCCCGGGUACCGUGUUCAGCCUCCGCGUUGGAAUCUGUGUCUGGUGCUGGGAAAGGUUUUCUGACCUUUGUCUGAAGAAAGAAUGUAUGCCCAAGAUGUGUUCCUCUGCAUUGGUUGCUCAUCCAAGCAAGUGUCACCAGUACUACAACUGCACCGGAGGGUCAACUCUCAUCCGUUACUACAGACCCAACGACAGGGAAGUGGAAGAAGACUAUCUGUACGAGUGUCCCUAUCCCGAGCUCUUCAGUGAGGUGACCUCGCGAUGUGAGGACUACAGAGAUGUGCAAUGUGGACAGAGGUUCCUUCCCCUUGGCAAAUGUGAGUACACCAAGAACCAGUGCCAGUUCUCUCACUGCACACCCUGUGAGUUCUACUCACCCAGCUGUCGGGGCCUGGCUGAUGGUAUGAACGUUCACAGCUUGAGGAUGUGGUCCCCGGAUUUUGCUGUUUGUAAAGACCAGCGACUUGUGAACACUAGCACCUGUCCUGGGGAUAGAGUGAGCAGUCGUCGGUUGUUCUCUCCUGUCCUCGGGAGAUGCGCCAACCUGUAUGAAGUACCAGUGGAAUAUGGCGGCUACUUCCUCAACUGCACGGGUCGCGCUGACGGUUUGUACCUCGAUGACGUCACCAACAGGCCAGACUUAUACUUCCGGUGCACUUCGGGGGUGAGAACGGAAGUCUCUUUGUGUCCAAGCGGACAAUAUUUUGAUGUUCAUUCUUCUUCCUGCCGGCCUCGUGUCUAGUGGACUCAGUUCAAGCUUCUCCGUAAAGAAGUUCAAGAUCGUCGGCUUUCGUUCAAACUACCCGUUCUUUGCAUUACAGCUAAUUUUAAUUAAAUCGACCUGAAAUCAG